Messenger RNA from Monoraphidium neglectum, 525 nucleotides. RefSeq lists its product as hypothetical. The transcript is spliced from 3 exons. The annotation marks the transcript as partial. The record is from RefSeq and is a predicted model, not a curated record. NCBI's taxonomy places the organism in Eukaryota, Viridiplantae, Chlorophyta, Chlorophyceae, Sphaeropleales, Selenastraceae.
AUGCAGCAAGGGGCGCCGGCAUCACCUGCCUGGCAGCUACUGCACGAGCUAGCGGCCGCCGGCGAGGGCGGCGACACCCUUGACGCAGCUCAGCUCGGCAUACUGGUCGAUCUGUGCGCGUCGACACUGCGCCAGGGCGAGGAAUGGGGCUUCAGCGAUGAGAAGCUCUCAGUGCUGCUAGGCCUGGUGAAGGAGACGCACGCGGCGUCGGUGAGGGGGCGGCUGACGCUGGAGGCGAGCUUCCGCUUCUUCAGGGACUCCCUGCUCAACCACAGCGUGCAGCGGCCGCCGUUCAGCAUUGGAGUGUUUGCGCAGCACGAGACACGGGCGGUGCUGCAGUGGUUCAUAUCCUCUUACUACCGGCACUACAAGCUCUACCAGUACGCCUUCACUGACAGGGUCACCCUUGACGUCUCGACGCGCCACCCCUGGGAGCUAGUCGAGGCGCCCCCCUGCCCGCCGCCGCUGGCAGAGGCCAUCACAAACGAGCAGCACGAGGAGGAGCUGGAGAGGCAGCGCCAGGAG